AGAAACACGACUCCUGUCCCAGCUCAGGAGGAGCGGGGCUCUUUGUCUGCGUUUCUCAUUGAUUUCUCAUUGAUUUCUCAUGACUUCAGCAUGGAGCUUCUGACACAUGCAGGUAUACUCAUGAGAUACUCGUGAAGAAACGGGAUUUUACGACAUCUUGAGCUCACAUACACACACGCAUAUACACGAACCGUGGAGGUUUUGCGUGAUAAUCAUCGUGUUUUUCAAUCAUGGGUUUCUGGAAGAACAGACACGAGUGGAAACUUCACGAGAACAGUUUCUUCAUCAUCAUCAUCAUACUAUUCACACUCACCAAUGAAGUGACGUACGUGCGGUCGGCCUCUUUCUACUUCACCAAAGAGGCCAAGUCUCAGGACGCCCUUCACGGUCGCAGUGCUAUGCUGCGCUGCGAGGUGAGCGAUCCUCAGGGUGUUGUGUACACAUGGAUACACAACAGCCAAACCGUCACCAACACAGAGCGACGCUUUAUAGAGGACGGGAACCUGAAAUUCACAGUCAUCGACAGAAUAGAGGAUGCUGGAAGCUUCCAAUGCGUCGCCUCUAAAAACAGCAGUGGUGAAGAGGAACGGAGCGCCGAGGUCUCCUUCAACAUCAAGUGGUUAGAAAGUGGUGCGGUGACCCUGAAGAGUCCUGAAUCACAGACGGACAUUCAGAGCUCCUCACAGGUCAUUCUACGCUGCAAUAUAGAUGGACAUCCACGACCGACCAACCGCUGGUACAAAGACAGAAAUUCACUGACAGAGAAGAGCUACAAAAUCAACAACAAAGAGCGAACGCUCAUGCUGCCCAGCGUCAGUCCUGAUGAUAAUGGACUCUAUCACUGCUGUGCUAAAAACGCCGCCGGUCAAGUGUGCAGUACAGACAACUUCACUCUCAACAUCAUAGAUAAGAGUUUUCCUCAGGUGCUGGUGAAGCCGGAGAGUUUGGUGGUGUUGAGGAAUGAAGAAGCCUUCUUUCACUGUCAGUUUACAGCUGAACCACAGCCGAGUGUGGAGUGGUAUCAUGACAAUGAGCUGCUGUCUAACAAGAGCCGGAUUUUUAUUUUGAGCAAUGGUUCGCUCUUCAUCAGUCAGGUGAAACAGAGAAACGCAGGUGUGUAUAAAUGUGUGGCUCAGGGACCUCGCGGGCCGCCCGUCUCUCUCGAAGCCUCGCUCGUCUUAGCAGAAAUCGAGGACAUGAUACCAAGGCAGUCAAAGGUGUUCACGGCGGACUCUCUGGAGCGGGUGAUGUGCCGACCGCCCCGUGGCCACCCGGACCCUGAGGUUUGGUGGGAACAUGCGGGUCAGAGGGUUCCCGCUGAGGGUCGAGUGUAUCAGGACGGACUGGCACUGGUUUUCAGCCCGACUCGCGGUGAGGACUCGGGAACAUACACGUGUUUGGCUCAAAACAAGGCGGGACAGAGAAAACAAGAGCUGACCGUCACUGUAGCAACGAAGCCGGAAUGGAUUGAGAAGCCGGUGGACAGUCAGAUGGAGGAGGGUCGUGUCGGGUUCUUACACUGCCACACUCGAGCCACACCUCAACCGGAGGUCACAUGGUACCGUAACAUGCAGCCAAUCGGCGCAGAGGACGUGCGUUUCAAGCUGUUCACAAACGGAUCUCUGCGCAUUAAUAACGUGGAGGUGUAUGAUGGACAUCUGUACAGCUGUGAGAGCAGAACUGAAGCUGGAAAGCUUCACGCUCAGGCUCGAGUCUAUGUGCUGGAGCGUCUAAAGUUCACACCAACGCCGCAGCCGUUUCAGUGUCUGGAGCUGAAUAAAGAAGGAUAUCUACAGUGUUCCGCUAAAGGCCGACAGACCCCUAGCAUCCGCUGGAUCAGAACAGACGGCAGUGAUAUCCCGGCGUGGGUCGAGCAGCAGGGCGGCACUCUUCACUUCACAAGAGUGACACGGACAAACGCGGGGAACUACACCUGUCUUGCCGCCAAUAACCAGCAGGGAGAAAUCCGAGCGGUGGUUCAGCUCACUGUCGCAGUCUAUGUGGUGUUUAAACUCAAGCCAGAGAAUACCACGGUAUAUCAGGGUCACACCGCGGUACUUCACUGUCAGGCCAGCGGAGACCCUCCACCCUUCAUUCAGUGGAAGAAGAAAGACACAUUUCUAGAGGCGGACAAGAGCAGAUUUCAGAAGAUGCCCAACGGCUCUCUGGUCAUUCAUGAUGUCAGCACCGAGGAUACAGGAAGUUACACGUGCAUUGCAGGAAACAGCUGUAACAUCGCACACACUACAGCUGAACUCUACGUCGUGGAGAAGCCGGUGCAGCACUCGCUGGCAGAUGAGGAGAAGACUCCAUAUAAAAUGAUUCAGACCAUCGGUCUGUCGGUGGGGGCGGCAGUCGCUUACAUCAUCAUCGUGUUGGGCCUCAUGUUUUACUGCAAACAGAGGCGCAACGCUCAGAGACUGCAGAAGAGUCAGGACGGAGACGAGCGAGAGCUGGAGUGUCUGAACGGAGACGUUCAGCAGAAUGGUCACACGACGGCGGAGAUCCAGGAUGAGAUGCCGCUCGCCAACAUGAGCUCCAAACGGCACAGCAGCCACGACAAGCUUCAUUUCCCCCGGAACAACCUGCACACCAUCACCACGCUGGGUAAAGGAGAGUUUGGUGACGUUCUGAUGGCUAAAGCGACAGCUGGUGACGGUGGUGAUGAGGAGGAAACGGUGGUGAUGGUGAAGAGCCUGCAGACGCGUGAUGAACACGUGCAGGUGGAUUUCAGGCGUGAAUGUGACAUGUUUGCCAAACUCAGUCACGCUAACAUCGCUCGACUGCUGGGCAUCUGCAGAGACAUUGAGCCGCACUACAUGAUCAUGGAGUACACGGACAUGGGUGAUUUGAAACAGUACCUGAGAGUUUCCAAGAGCAAAGAUGACAAGGUCAAAGUUCAACCUCUCAGCACCAAACAGAAGGUGUGGGUGUGUCUGCAGGUUGCUCGAGGGAUGGAGCAUCUGUCUAACCAGAGAUUCGUGCACAGAGACCUGGCCGCGCGUAACUGUCUGAUCUCAUCUAAACGUCAGGUGAAAGUGUCUGCUCUGGGUCUCAGUAAAGACGUCUACAACAGCGAGUAUUAUCAUUACCGUCAGUCGUGGAUUCCUCUGCGCUGGCUGCCGUCUGAAGCUGUCUGUGAGGAUGAUUUCUCCACUAAGACAGACGUCUGGUCAUUUGGAGUGCUCAUGUGGGAGGUGUUCAGUUUCGGGGAAAUGCCGUAUGCAGAACUCACUGAUGACAAAGUCCUUGAAGCUCUGCAGGAAGGGAAGCUGAAACCGUCUCCUCCGGAGGGAUGUCCAUCUCGAGUUUAUAAACUGAUGGAGAAGUGCUGGGCCGGCAGUCCUAAAGAUCGACUGUCGUUCAGUGAUAUCGUCACGGCUCUCAGCGAGCUUCCCUCUGAAAGUAAAGUGUGACACCGGAAACACUCUUAACCCUCUGUGCCGUUUAUAUAUUAGUUUAUCAAACACUUGUUGACGGGUAAAUGAGAUUUCACCCAUCACAUCUUUUGUUUUAUUAAGAUCUAGUGCCUUUGUAAUAUCAAACCAUGCACUGAGCAGUUUUAUAUUGUGGAAGGAUCGUCUCUGGAACCUCUUAAGUUUUUUUUAAAAGGUCCUGUUUUCAAUGUACAGAAAGGUACUGUUUAUAUGACUUUUUUAUGAUGUUUAUGAAUUAAGCCUCUUUUAUAUACAGUAUAUAAUACAGAAGUACUGGUAGACUGUUGAGAUAACGCGUAUAAAAUGACACGAAUGUCAUUGUUCAAAUUUCAAGUGCCUGUCAAAUGAAGGACUUUCGUAUGCUGUAUGUCACGACUUGGAAAAGCCUUGAAUGUUUUUAUACAUUGAAAGUGUUUUAUUGUUUAGUAAGAGUGUUUUAUCAUGCCAAUGCUAUCCACAUAUAUACACAUUCAGAGCUAUUCUAGACUCUGGAAACAAAAGACAAUUUUGAACAAAAGCUUCUGUUGCGUAUUCUGCUUUUGCAAUAAAAAUCUUGCUUUUG
This is a messenger RNA of Triplophysa rosa, 3999 nucleotides long. RefSeq names its product protein tyrosine kinase 7a (gene ptk7a). Gene Ontology annotation, molecular function: ATP binding; protein tyrosine kinase activity; axon guidance receptor activity. Lineage: Eukaryota; Metazoa; Chordata; Actinopteri; Cypriniformes; Nemacheilidae. The coding region runs from base 231 to 3416 and encodes 1061 amino acids. Gene Ontology annotation, biological process: homophilic cell-cell adhesion; synapse organization; protein phosphorylation. The transcript has 20 exons. Gene Ontology annotation, cellular component: plasma membrane; neuronal cell body; axon. The record is from RefSeq and is a predicted model, not a curated record.